Molecule: messenger RNA, 516 nt
Organism: Saxophila tyrrhenica
Lineage: Eukaryota; Fungi; Ascomycota; Dothideomycetes; Mycosphaerellales; Extremaceae
Exons: 3
Coding region: 1-516 (171 amino acids)
Source: RefSeq, a predicted model, not a curated record
AUGGCCACGACGAACGGCAACCAUGCUUCCGAAGACAUGAUCAAGGGCCUUGCUCACGUCAACAUCUUGGUAAAGCUUCAACUCCGCCAUACUUACUUCGGGGUGUUAUCGAUCACCAUUGCUAACAGUCGCCAGGUCCCGCCAGGCACACUCGACCAAGCGAAUGAGUUCUAUGGAAAUACACUCGGCUUGCAUUCUCGCCAGGUGCCCAAGCUGCAGGCCGGGACGUUGGCGUGGUUCGAUAUCUCAGAUUCCGGGCAACAGGUGCAUGUAGCGUUUGGACAGAACGAGACCAAGUCUUCUCGCCACCCGUGCUUCAAGAUCGGUUCUCCGGAUGCGUUGAUGCAGUUGAGGCAGCGGAUAUGGGAGCACCAUGAGCGCGGUGGUGAAGCGGCGCCUCAGGAGCAGGAGGCCGACAAGCCGGGUACGCAGAACAGUGGUUCUCAAGGGGUGGAAUUCCCGUCCAGAUUCUUUGCAAGGGAUUAUGCUGGGAAUAGGUUGGAGUUCAGCCUUUGA